CGCAACAUGCUGCGACUCGUGCUGCUCACGGCGCUGACGGCGCUCGCCGGCGGCAUGGAGACGCGCGAGACCGUGCAGCGCCUGGUGAUGGUGCGCACCACCGGCUCCGACCUGCAGCCCGCCGCCACCGGCUACAUCUACAAGAAGGACGACGACGGGCCCGAGAGCGUCGUCCACAUGGCCGAGGGUGAGGUCAUGGAGCACCUGGCCAAGCUCUACACGCGCCCCGCGCACGCCGCAUCCGACGACAAAGCCCACACUAACGAACGCGUCAUACCCGUUAAAGAACCCCACGGGGAAAGCGUCGACGGCAUAGCGGACGUCGACUACAAGAAGAUCUUCGACGACUACAGCGCCGCCUACGGCCACGAUCGCGCCUACGAUGACUACCUCAAAAACUUGAAGCGCUUCAAGGGUGGACUCUAUAGCAAAUACGAUGCAGACAGGGCGGAGGACGACAAAGGAUCCAAGCACCACAAGCACGGUAAAGGAGACGCCAAGAGCUACCACAACGAGAAGUUCGAGAGCUACUCCAUUUCAGGAGGCCACAAAAAGGAUCAGGAUGAUGGCGACGCCCACAACGCUCAUAAAAAACACUACGACCACUAUGGAGGCUUCAAGAACGACGAACAAGACGCAGCCCGCGGCGAACACGGCGCGCGAAGCUUUCACGGAGUCUACGAUGACGACAAACAUGACCACCAAUACUUCGGCAAAGGCGGCAAAGCGUUCGCGGAUGAACAUAAAUAUUAUGGAACGGGUGAUAGAGCACACAAAUACCAUAGUUAUGAGCCCGAACACUACGCAGCUAAAGUUGAGCACGGCGAACACCAGGGAAACAAGUCUGCAGAACAAGCAGACAGUCGUUCCUCUGACGAAUCUACGGUUUCCGACGAGACUACCGGAGACGCCAGGCCUCCGGCCGGACGUACUGGAGACAGCAGCUACGUCGGACCUCAGGACGGACAGGCUGAUGGCAGCAGCUACGGCUAUGAGGUCAAACACUAACGGGGGCGCGUUAAAGAUGAUUGUUAUAGUUUUGUUAACUUUUGUAAAUAUGUAAUUUAUUUUUAGAUAAAAAUAAGCCAUAACCUGUAAUUGGACUUAAUUAUUUUUGUCGUCGAACCCAUUCAGCGAUCCAAA
Messenger RNA from Maniola jurtina (meadow brown), 1143 nucleotides. RefSeq lists its product as uncharacterized. Lineage: Eukaryota; Metazoa; Arthropoda; Insecta; Lepidoptera; Nymphalidae. The record is from RefSeq and is a predicted model, not a curated record. The transcript has a single exon. Bases 7 to 1008 code for a protein of 333 amino acids.